UUCUAUUUUCUAAGCUCCCAAAAAAUGCAGGACAGCAAAGCUAUUGUGGAGGCUUUGUACAAGGCACUGGCCAAAGGCAAAACCGAGACGCGUACGGUGGCGAAGUUUCUAGCUACUGAUCUGGAAUGGUGGUUCCAUGGUCCUCCCAAGUGCCAGCACAUGAUGAGGGUGCUCACAGGAGAUUCCGGUCACGUUGGCUUCAAGUUUGAGCCGAGAAGCAUAACUGAGGUUGGUGACUACUGUGUUAUUGCUGAGGGCUGGGAAGGAGCUCAGGCUUACUGGGUUCAUGUGUGGACGAUCAAGGACGGCUUGCUCACUCAGUUCAGGGAAUAUUUCAACACCUGGCUGACUGUAAGGGAUCUGAAGCCGCUAGGGUGGAAGGAGAGUAAAAGUUUCACAGUGUGGCAGAGCAUGCCAAGGGACCUGUUCCACCGUUCUUUGCCAAGCCUUCUGCUAGCUAUUUAGUUUAAUAACUAAUAAUUGAUUACCAAUUAGAGUAAGGCUUUGUUGUACGUACAAAACUUAA
Messenger RNA from Argentina anserina (silverweed cinquefoil), 526 nucleotides. Its product is annotated as wound-induced protein 1. NCBI's taxonomy places the organism in Eukaryota, Viridiplantae, Streptophyta, Magnoliopsida, Rosales, Rosaceae. The record is from RefSeq and is a predicted model, not a curated record. The transcript has a single exon. Bases 25 to 465 code for a protein of 146 amino acids.